GCACCGGACGGUGACACUCAGCCAAGCACGGAGGUAGAUCUCUUCAUCUCGACGGAGAAGAUCAUGGUUCUCAACACCGAUCUGAAGGAGAUCAUGAUGGAUCACGCGUUACGCACGAUUUCGUACAUAGCGGACAUCGGUGAUCUGGUAGUGCUGAUGGCACGGCGACGCUUCGUGCCGCACGAAAUGGAAGAGGUACCAAAGAUCAACCGAACUCCGAAGAUGAUAUGCCACGUUUUCGAAAGCGAGGAGGCUCAAUUUAUAGCACAAAGUAUCGGACAAGCAUUCCAAGUAGCUUACAUGGAGUUCCUAAAGGCAAACGGGAUAGAGGAUCAUAGCUUCGUUAAGGAGAUGGAUUACCAGGAGGUGCUCAAUUCGCAGGAGAUAUUCGGCGACGAGCUGCAGAUGUUCGCGAAGAAGGAGAUGCAGAAAGAGGUAGUGGUACCGAAGGCGAAGGGAGAGAUCCUCGGUGUUGUGAUCGUUGAGUCCGGAUGGGGCUCGAUGCUGCCAACCGUAGUCAUAGCGAAUCUGGCGCCGGCCGGUGCCGCCGCACGUUGCGGCCAGCUUAACAUUGGCGAUCAGAUAAUAGCGAUUAACGGCGUAUCGUUAGUCGGCCUGCCUUUGUCCACGUGUCAGACUUACAUAAAGAACUCGAAGAAUCAAACGGUCGUCAAGCUGACUGUCGUGCCGUGUGCACCUGUGGUCGAAGUGAAAAUCAAGAGACCCGACACGAAGUAUCAGUUAGGAUUUAGUGUACAGAACGGGGUGAUAUGUAGUCUAUUGAGGGGUGGUAUCGCCGAGCGGGGCGGCGUACGAGUGGGCCAUAGGAUAAUUGAAAUCAAUAAUCAGAGUGUUGUUGCUGUACCGCACGAAAAGAUUGUUAAUCUCCUGGCUACGUCAGUGGGAGAG
Molecule: messenger RNA, 909 nt
Organism: Wasmannia auropunctata (little fire ant)
Lineage: Eukaryota; Metazoa; Arthropoda; Insecta; Hymenoptera; Formicidae
Product: protein lin-10-like
Exons: 2
Biological process (GO): chemical synaptic transmission
Cellular component (GO): plasma membrane; dendritic spine; cytoplasm
Molecular function (GO): protein binding
Source: RefSeq, a predicted model, not a curated record